This is a messenger RNA of Mugil cephalus (flathead mullet), 2945 nucleotides long. RefSeq names its product gamma-glutamyltransferase 1b (gene ggt1b). The record is from RefSeq and is a predicted model, not a curated record. Gene Ontology annotation, cellular component: plasma membrane. Gene Ontology annotation, biological process: regulation of inflammatory response; regulation of immune system process; glutathione catabolic process. Bases 299 to 2005 code for a protein of 568 amino acids. The transcript is spliced from 13 exons. Lineage: Eukaryota; Metazoa; Chordata; Actinopteri; Mugiliformes; Mugilidae. Gene Ontology annotation, molecular function: glutathione gamma-glutamate hydrolase.
GGUUGUGUGCAGAUUGAGUGCAGGUGACAAAUGGUUCUAGGACGACUGUCGUUUCUAGUCGUUUCUUCUCGCUCUGUCUGCAUUUUGCACCCUCACCGGUGACACGGGUUAGGCGUUUUAUUGUGGGGUGGGUUAAAGUUUAAUCACUUUGUGAUGGUUACAUAUUGAAAAGCGCACCAUUACCCAUCAACAGAUUGCAGAUUGUAACAAACGCGCACAGCGUACACUCGGAUGCCGAGGCCCCCCGAGAGGAAUCAAGACAUUAAAAUAAGCUAUUCACGGUUAUCGAGCUACAAAAAUGGUCAAAAAGACAGUGAUUGUGGCAUUGGCGUUGCUGCUGUUGGCAGCGGUUGCUACCUUUGUGGGUGUCUUCUUUGGUGUGGGGAGAAAAACGUCCUCCGGCUUUAAGGCAGCUGUUGCGGCAGACGCGGGGCCGUGUUCGGAGAUUGGCAGAGACAUACUGUGGAAAGGCGGGUCUGCGGUGGAUGCCACCAUAGCUAGUUUAUUGUGUGUUGGAUUAAUGAACGCUCACAGUAUGGGCAUAGGAGGAGGACUUUUCAUCACCAUUUACAACGCACAAACUGGGAAAGUCGAGACCAUUGAUGCCAGGGAGACGGCACCACACAAUGCAUCCGAGAACAUGUUUGGGAACAGCACAGAUUUAUCCCAGAAAGGAGGAUUGUCCAUUGCCGUACCGGGGGAGAUCCGAGGUUAUCAGAUGGCGCACCAACGACAUGGAAAACUGCCCUGGAAAGAUUUGUUUGCGCCAAGCAUUGAACUUGCGAGGAACGGAUUUCCUUUGGGCAGGGCCCUGGCCAACGCUAUCAACAGUAACAGGAACACAAUCAUGAAAGAUCAAGCUUUGUGUGAAGUGUUUUGUGGGAAAGACGGCAAGGUCCUAAAAGAAAACGAAACCAUCAAAUUCACUAAGCUGGCAGAAACCUACCAAAAAAUAGCUGAAGAGGGUCCAGACGCUUUCUACGGGGGACAACUAGCUGAGAACCUCGUGAGAGACAUUCAGGCAGCAGGCGGUAUCAUCACAAUGGAGGAUCUGUGGGAUUAUGUGCCUGUCUUGGAUGAGAACCCUCUGAGGGUGAAUGUGGGGGAGUACAGCCUGGCCGUUCCCAAUGCCCCCGCUAGCGGCCCUGUGCUAUCUCUGAUUUUAAACAUCUUGAACGAGUACAACUUCACCGCAGAUAGUGUGGCAACCACUGAGAAAAAGAUCCUAACCUACCAUCGCAUUGUGGAGGCCUUUCGUUUUGCGUACGCAAAGAGGACCUUGCUUGGAGAUCUCAAGUUCCUCAACAUCUCAGAUCUCAUCCAGAAUAUGACUUCACCCUCCUAUGCCAAAGGCCUCCGACACAAGAUUACCGACGACACCACGCACCACAUGAACUACUACGAGCCAGAGUUUUACCUGCCUGACAACCACGGCACCUCACACAUCUCUGUCGUGGCUGAGGAUGGAAGCGCCGUGGCUGCCACCAGCACCAUCAAUCUAUAUUUGGGCUCCAAAGUCAUGUCACCGUCAACAGGAAUACUUCUCAAUAAUGAGAUGGACGACUUCAGCUCCCCACUCAUCACAAAUGGCUUUGGUGUGCCUCCUUCACCAAACAACUUUAUCAGGCCAGGGAAAAGGCCGAUGUCUUCCAUGUGCCCAACCAUCCUCUUUGACAAAAACAACAAGGUUAAGAUGGUGGUCGGUGCCUCCGGAGGAACAAAAAUCACUACCUCCACUGCUCAGGUUAUCCUGAAUGCGCUGUUCUUUGACUACGACCUGAACAAAGCCGUGUCAGAUCCGAGGGUCCAUAACCAGCUGAGUCCCAACAUCACUGUAGCAGAACCCGACUUUGACAGAAGCGUCCUUGAGGGUUUGGCAAAGAAGAACCAUGAGACAGAGUUCCUCAAAUCAACAGGAGCAGUGGUGCAGGCAGUGGUUCGCUAUGACGACGGGCUCCAAGCCGAGUCAGACCCUCGCAAGUGGGCUUACGCAGCAGGAUACUGAGGUCAUUAACGCAACCCUGAUUAUCACCAAUGGUAUGACAGUUUAGAAACUUAAUAAAGAACUAGCGGCCGGGAUCAGCUGGUUCAGGCGCCAGAUGUUUAGGACUUAAGCUCCAAUAAUGUACAUGUGCUUCACAGCACCCAGUGCGUCAGUAUUGGCCAUUCAAUGCAAUCAACAAAACAUGCAAAAGAAAAUGUUGCAUGGUAUUUCAAAGUUCGGCUUUACUGUUUUUUGUAAAAAAUUAAAUAUAUAUAUAUACAGUAUGUGAGAACAAAGAUACAUGUAAAUGUUUAAAUCUGUACUUACUAUUGAAACACCAUGUUCUCUAAACACGGUCAUAAAAUAAUACAAUUCCUAUACAUAUUUAUGAAGCACUUUUGUAAAUCAUUAGCUGCGUAAAGCUGGUUCCAUACAUUGUUUUCCAGUAAAGAUCUGGCAUGUGACAUCAAAAUACUAAUAAUCAGCACACAACUCUAGAUUAAGGUAAAUAUUAACAGAAAAAAAAUAAAAAUGCAGAACUCAGCUCUAAUUUUCAGUAAUUUUUAAACUUUGACAUAUCAUAGUUGUUCGUAUUUGAUGAUGGAGGUACUGCAGAGGAGCUGCUGUUAAAAUGAAGGACUUUAACAUCUCAGGGACAAGCAGUACUGUAGACUAUACAUAACGACUUACAGUGAUUUCCCACAACCCAGAGUGCAAUGACCUGCAGUGACCCCAUAAGAACAGAACAGAUGUUGCUGCCUGUCCUCACUCUUCUCAGCUGUAAAGUAAACGUGUUACAUAAUUAUUGAAAUGUAUGUAAGUGUAAAAUAUCAGCUUUUUUGUGACGGAUGACCGGUUCAUAUGUCAUGAUACAAUGUGGAUUAAUGUCCAUGACACUUACCAGGCAUAUAUUUAUUAAAAUACAUACAGUAUAAAAAAUUAAACUCACAGUGUGAUUUGA